AGGCUUGCCCAGCUGGCCUGAGUGGGGGGAACUCCAGUCGCCUUUAGGAAUGGCUGAAAAAGCCCACACGUGGGAAUGGCUCCCGCCCUGCCCCCCCACGACAGGUUGCAUUUGGGAGCUUCUCUGGUCGUUAGAGGACUGAGCCAAGAGUGAGCCACUCACCAGCUCUCCAGCACUGGGUGAGAGCAGCAGGCAAGGAUGGACGUAGAUGACAGCCUUCUUGUGAAUGGAAGCAACAUCCCUCCUCCUUGCGAACUAGGGGUGGAAAAUGAGACGCUCUCCUGCUUGAAUGAGCCCCGUCCUUCCAGAGAGUGGCAGCCGGCGGUACAGAUCCUCCUGUAUUCCUUGAUCUUCCUGCUCAGCGUGCUGGGAAACACACUGGUCAUUACGGUGCUGAUUCGGAACAAGAGAAUGAGAACUGUCACCAACAUCUUCCUGCUCUCCCUGGCUGUCAGCGACCUCAUGCUCUGUCUCUUCUGCAUGCCGUUCAAUCUCAUCCCCAACCUGCUCAAGGAUUUCAUCUUCGGGAGUGCUGUUUGCAAGACCACCACCUACUUCAUGGGCACCUCUGUGAGUGUAUCCACCUUUAAUCUGGUCGCCAUAUCUCUGGAGAGAUACAGUGCGAUCUGCAAACCCUUGCAGUCCCGGGUCUGGCAGACAAAAUCCCACGCUCUGAAGGUGAUUGCCGCAACCUGGUGCCUCUCCUUCACCAUCAUGACUCCGUACCCCAUUUACAGCAACUUGGUGCCUUUUACCAAAAGUAACAACCAGACCGCGAAUAUGUGCCGCUUCCUACUGCCAAAUGAUGUUCUGCGGCAGUCCUGGCACACGUUCCUGUUACUCAUCCUCUUUCUUAUUCCUGGAAUCGUGAUGAUGGUGGCCUAUGGGUUGAUCUCUGUGGAACUUUACCAAGGAAUAAGAUUUGACGCCAGCCAGAAGAAGUCUGCUCGAGAAAGGAAACUGAGCACCAGCAGCAGCAGAUACGAGGACAGUGACGGGUGCUACCUGCAGAAGUCCAAGCACCCAAGGAAGCUGGAGCUUCAGCAGCUGUCCACCGCCAGCAGCAGCAGCAGGGUCAACCGCAUCAGGAGCAGCAGCUCAGCAGCCAACCUGAUGGCCAAGAAGCGGGUGAUCCGCAUGCUCAUGGUCAUCGUGGUCCUCUUCUUCCUGUGCUGGAUGCCCAUCUUCAGCGCCAAUGCCUGGCGGGCCUAUGACCCCGCCUCUGCCGAGCGCCGCCUCUCAGGGACCCCCAUUUCCUUCAUCCUCCUGCUCUCUUACACCUCCUCCUGCGUCAACCCCAUCAUCUACUGCUUCAUGAACAAACGGUUCCGCCUCGGCUUCAUGGCCACCUUCCCCUGCUGCCCCAACCCUGGCCCUCCAGGGGUGAGAGGAGAGGUGGGCGAGGAGGAGGAAGGCAGGACCACAAGGGCCUCUCUGUCCAGGUACUCAUACAGCCAUAUGAGUACCUCUGCCCCACCCCUGUGAGCUGUCCCCUGCCCUCCAGUGCAGAAGGAAGGAAGGGGACUGUGGGAGGAGGAAAAGAAGAAGAAAGCAGGAGUAGGAGGAGGCAGGAAGUGAAGGAGAAGGAAGUCUCCAUUUCCAGUGAGAACUACUCACUGUCUGCCUUUCAUCCUUCAUGUUCCUGUGAAACACUAUGAGGGUGGGGCCAUGACUUGGUUUCCAGGCAGUUAAAGGCAGGAAAUUUUCAAGAACAUUCACCAUGCUGUAAAUGUAAUCGCCAAGCACAUGUUCAAAUGGGUAUGUGGAACUUACUGAGCUUUAGAAGCUUCUAGAACAUCCAAGGUGAGCUCUCACUCCCCAUAAUGACACACGUCUAUGCUCUGCUUCUUCUGCUGAUGCAGAAUUGUGGACACUGCUUUGUCCCUGGGGACUCUAUCACUCUGCCGUGUACAUUCUGGAGCCACCCCCCUCAUCAUGACCACAAGAGGGAAAACAAAGCAAACCCUCUUCUGGCCAUUUUCUGUAGUAAGAGAACAGCUUGACUUUUUCUUCUUGAGGUCAGUCAAGGACAUUCAGAGACAUCGUUUAUGUCGUCAUCAGAAUAGCGUAAGGAAGGUUGUCUCAAAGAUGGAAUUUGGCACUUACAUUUUUAAGCAUAACAAAGAUUACAAGGCAAAUAGCUGGAUGCAAUGCUGUCUUACUACAAGGAACGUUAAGUGCCAGAAUGUGCAUAGACAUAUGUUUUCCUACUUUAAUAUGUAUUGCUUAACUCCACCUUUAUGGGGUGAUAUGAAAUCCCUUGGCUUCUUUGCCUCAACUUAAUUUCUCAUACUCAUCUGGCACUUUCUGUUUUCCAGAAAGAUCUCUAGGUACAAAGGAGAGUUGUAACCUGUGUGCACCUAGCCAAGGGUGGGAAUGUGUGUAGUCAGGCCCAGAAUGAAAACUGGCAGAUGCAGACUCAAUUAACAAAUAACUUUUGGAUGUCAAAGCUGUCUAUGCAUUAAAUAUAAUCUAUGGAUUUGUUAAUAAUUGUAUUGAUUUUAUUUAUAUAUGUAAACCGAACAUAUAAGUAUGUUCAUUACAUAUAAGUAUGGUCUUUGGUGUGUUUUAAAAAAGAAAAAGAGGAUAGUGAAUUGAUGUUGGAAUUCAGCAGAUCUUACCAUGUUACAUUCCUUCACAGCACCUGGAGUUUCAUAUGAACUUAUUUUCUUUGCAAAAUCAGUCUUGAAAUCUCUCUCUUCUAAUUUAGAAAUCACAAUUUAAAAUAGGACAUGAGUUGUACAUUUAGAUACCAGGAAGUACAUUUCUUUCUUUUUUUGUCUUAUUUUCUUUCUUUUUUUUUUUAUUGAGGAAGAGUGGCCCUGA
Messenger RNA from Equus caballus (horse), 2826 nucleotides. It is a transcript of the gene CCKAR, whose product is annotated as cholecystokinin A receptor. Gene Ontology annotation, molecular function: cholecystokinin receptor activity; neuropeptide receptor activity. The record is from RefSeq and is a predicted model, not a curated record. Gene Ontology annotation, cellular component: plasma membrane. Gene Ontology annotation, biological process: neuropeptide signaling pathway. Lineage: Eukaryota; Metazoa; Chordata; Mammalia; Perissodactyla; Equidae.